Messenger RNA from Pyricularia oryzae 70-15, 195 nucleotides. RefSeq lists its product as uncharacterized. The record is from RefSeq and is a predicted model, not a curated record. The coding region runs from base 1 to 195 and encodes 64 amino acids. NCBI's taxonomy places the organism in Eukaryota, Fungi, Ascomycota, Sordariomycetes, Magnaporthales, Pyriculariaceae. The transcript has 2 exons.
AUGGCCAUCGCCGAGCACACAGAACCCUACAUCUCCAACAUGUGCAAGUGGGACGUCAAAUACGAUGCCAAGACCAACGAGCGCAAGGCGCUUGUAGUCAAGGACUGCGGCGACAAUCUUUUUGGUGGAAGCAGAGAUGAGAAACAAGAACAAAAAAAACUGAGGCGAGAACUCCACGGCCCGGCUGCCACAUAA